This is a messenger RNA of Prorocentrum cordatum, 1539 nucleotides long. The record is from the annotation of a GenBank genome assembly. Lineage: Eukaryota; Dinophyceae; Prorocentrales; Prorocentraceae.
AUGGAGCUCGGCCUGCAGAUCAUCACCCACUCCCGCCCGCUGGUGCACUUCCUGGGCUGCGGGGCAGGGGACGCGGACACGCAGGAUGUAUUUCGAGGCGAUUGCUUCCUCCGACACGUGACGGAGUCCGACCAGCAGCGUUUCCAGGAAUUCCUUGCGGCGACGUCGGCUGUCCAGCCAGAGGGUGGCGACGCCCUCGUACGCGCUACAGGGGCUCCCGCCUCCAUCCAGAUGUCGCUGCGGAGCCGCCGCGGCGGCCACGUCCCCGUGGAGCUGUUCGUGGUCCCUCUCCCGGACCUCGACGACGCGCUGGGGUUCCUGAUGGGCAUCCUUCGCAUCCGGGAGACCGGGGCGCUCCCGCUGGAGGCGCGCGUGGACGCGCCGGGGGCCGUGGCGCUGCUGCCGCGCGCGGCCAUCCCCGGGGAGGCAGCCGGCUCGCCGCCCUCGCGCGCCGCGCCCGGGGGCCCCCCGCCCUGCGGCCCGGCGAACGAUCGGACGCCCAGCGGCACCGAAGCCGCUGCGCACACCCCGCCGGGGCCGGACGCCGAAGCACGCUCGUCGCGCAGGCCCUGCUCGUCUUCCUCGGGCUCGUCUGCCUCCCGGUCCUCGUGCUCUUCCGGGCGCCGCGCCGCGGCAGCCGCCGGGGUCCAGGCCGUGUCUUUGCGGGUUGACUCCGCGAGUCCGGGGCGCUGUCAGAACCUGAUGCACGCAAGGGAGUACUACUGCGAGGUGGAAGAGGCGGAUUGUAGCAUGGGCGCUCUCAAUCUCCUCUGCAACGGUGAUGCGUUUCUGUCGGCUGCGAGCGCCGUGCUGGCAGCGGCCAGCCCUGAGCCAGAAUCCGAGGAGGACGACGAUUUUGAUGUGCUGAUCAGGAUGCAGGGGCUGUCGAAGCUGUGGGCGCCCUGGGCAGGCGCUGGCGCGUCGCCGUCGCUGGCGGGCUUCAUGCAGGUGCGCGGGUGGUACGCUGUCGUGCACGUUGGCUUGGACCUUAUUAGAGGCUGCUCGGGCAACUCCGCCACCGUCGGCACGCUCUCGCACUUGGCUGGCUUCGUGGGCGGCCUGUGCUACGUGCUGGCAGCCCUGCCGGACCUGGGCGGGCAGCCCGUGCCCACUGUGCCGUGCCUGCGCGCCGGGCCGGGCGGGCGCUUUGUCGAGGCGGAGUGCCUGGCCUUCUUCUCGAUCGGCUACAAGGCGCCAGUGCAGCAGGUGCGACAGGCUGCUGUUGCUGUGCUGGCCUGUGGCGCUGCAGCCGCCGUCUUCAACGCGUUCGUGGUGCAGUCACGAGCGCACGCGAGCGCCGACGGCUACUCCCUCCUUGUCAAGCCCCCGAGCGCGGGCGCUCGACCAGCGGCGGCUGACCGAGGACCUCCUUUUGGGGAGAUCUGGACGCGGCGCUCGCCGCCAGCCGGCAGACCUACGACGCAGAGCAGCGGCGCCGCCUCACUUGAGCUGGCGCGCGGGCCGGGGCGACUGACCUCGCGGGGGGCUGCCUCCCUUCUCGGCGCCGCCUCACUUGAGCCGGCGCACGGGCCGGGGUAG